AUGUCCGACGAAAUGGCUUCGGAAACGCGAGUAAUUGUUCCUGAUGCCAAUGGCAAUGGGUGCGAGGACACGCACCCUCUCGCCCACAUCACUGCGCAGAAUAACGAAGUUCCUCUCUUCAAGAAAAUUCCGUCUGAGAUCCUCUUAAAGAUCUACGAACUCGCUGUCGUUCUCGAUGACCCAAUUUACCCCACCGAUCUCAUGGCCGGCUCCAACAAAUAUACGUUGGUUUCCAAAGGCAAGAAACUACAGCCAACAGUUGUUGCCCUGAGUCAGGUUUGCCGAAAAAUCUAUGAAGAUCUCAAAUAUUGCCCGAUAUUCUAUCGUGUCAAUACUUUUUCCUUCAACACGCAAAUAUCCUUACAUGCCUUCCUGGCAGCUAUCACCCCUCAGCGACGUGCGGCGAUUCGUUAUAUUGAGAUCGACGAGGGUAGUCUCAUAGCGACGCCGGGCGACGUGAGAUACUGGAGACACCGCUGGCUCAAUUGGAACGCUGAUUACCAAAGGAACAGUGUAUUGACACUUUUGAGCCAAUGUCAUGAUUUGAGGGAGCUAUCAUAUGUCAUACCACCGUUUGAGCAUUUCUUAGCAGAAGCCCAUACUUCCUUACUCAAAACAUACGACAUUUGCUCUCCGUGGAACCUGCCUACUUUCCGACUGUUGAUUCGAGCAAAGGGUACUGAUAGUAUUCAUACCUAUGAGAUGGGCGUUGAGGACGGUUUCGAAGUCCCAGCGUGGUUGCAGGAAAUAGACCCAGAUCCAGCGCAUGCGCGCCAACUUAGGCCUAUCAAUGAUGCUCUGGUUCGUCGAAAGCGCCUUUUCAGACGGGAGGAAAAGAGGUUGAACGACAACAAAGACCCCCAGGACAAGCAAUACAGAUUCUACCGCCCCAAGUGGUUCGAUGAUAUGAAAGCGAACGUCGGUCUUGCCGUAACGGCCGCACGCAUCGAUAUGCCAGGAGAGAUUCGUAUCUCACAAGAUCCCAUAAAUGACACCUUUGGUCCAAUCUCAUCCCGUACUAGAGCUAGGGUAGGAUCGUAUGACUACUCAUCUGGUCGCUGCAUACGAGACUUUCCUAGAUACAACGUGUAUGGAGGAUUGGCGUGGUCCGUAAUGGAGAUCUCAGGGGUCAGAUUGAACCACUCAGAAGUCCAAUGCAAAGUGACAUGCAACGUUGCGACGGCCGACGAUCGUCUACGGUACAAGGGACAGCAUCGCACAUUUUGGACUCCCAUCCAUAGCCUUGUGGGGGAAUACGACCCUUACAGGCUUCUGGAAUUCUACAGGUACAUGGCAAACCCUAGAUCCCCCGUUCCUCUCGAAGGGAUGCGAGGUACACUGCCGCCUCGCGAGGUCUCUAAAUCUGUGGGAGGCAUUACCGGUCUCCUCGCCGAAGAAACCAACGCAGUCUCCAGAAGGGCGUUUUGUCGAAGAUGGAAGAGUGUUGAAACGCGUUGGAACAGCCGUUUGGCGAGGCUUGAAAAACGCGCCGCAGUUAGCCCGCAAAACGGGAACAACUCGACAACUGCGGGCGAAGCCCAAGAAGAAGAGGACAUGAGCCAAGAUGAAACUCAAGUUUCCUGUCGGGGGGCGGGGUGGACGCCGUUCUUUGAUCUCGAGUACUAA
Messenger RNA from Hypoxylon trugodes, 1626 nucleotides. RefSeq lists its product as uncharacterized. NCBI's taxonomy places the organism in Eukaryota, Fungi, Ascomycota, Sordariomycetes, Xylariales, Hypoxylaceae. The transcript is spliced from 3 exons. The coding region runs from base 1 to 1626 and encodes 541 amino acids. The record is from RefSeq and is a predicted model, not a curated record.